Molecule: messenger RNA, 3033 nt
Organism: Leptopilina boulardi
Lineage: Eukaryota; Metazoa; Arthropoda; Insecta; Hymenoptera; Figitidae
Product: serine/threonine-protein phosphatase alpha-2 isoform
Exons: 5
Coding region: 197-1183 (328 amino acids)
Cellular component (GO): nucleus; cytoplasm
Molecular function (GO): protein serine/threonine phosphatase activity
Source: RefSeq, a predicted model, not a curated record
UUUGGUAGGGCUUGACUCGUGAAAGGGGAGAGGAGUGCGCGGUUGUUCCGUCGGCCAUUGUGAGUACCUUGUCGAAAAAUUGUGUUCGCGAGUUCAAUUUCUGUGCUUAUUCGGCCACAUCCAAGAAAAAUCAAGGAAAAUUUUAUUCGCAAAGUGCUACGUGUAAAGUCCGGGACGUGCAAACAACCUCGGCCCGAUGGCUGAAACCGAUAAACUCAACAUUGACAGCAUUAUAGCUCGGCUCUUGGAAGUACGGGGAGCACGACCUGGAAAAAAUGUUCAGCUGACAGAGGGCGAAAUACGAGGACUUUGUUUAAAGUCCCGAGAAAUAUUUCUCUCGCAGCCAAUUUUGCUUGAAUUGGAGGCACCUUUGAAAAUUUGUGGUGACAUUCAUGGACAAUAUUAUGAUCUGCUUCGACUUUUUGAGUAUGGUGGAUUUCCACCCGAGAGUAAUUACCUAUUUUUAGGAGAUUAUGUUGAUCGAGGGAAACAAUCUUUAGAGACUAUUUGUCUUCUUCUUGCCUAUAAGAUCAAGUACCCUGAAAAUUUCUUCCUGUUGAGAGGAAAUCACGAAUGCGCAUCUAUUAACAGGAUAUAUGGCUUUUACGAUGAAUGUAAACGUCGUUACAACAUCAAAUUGUGGAAGACAUUCACAGAUUGUUUCAAUUGCUUACCAGUGGCAGCAAUUGUUGAUGAAAAAAUAUUCUGUUGUCAUGGCGGUUUAAGUCCCGAUCUUCAAAGUAUGGAGCAAAUUAGACGUAUUAUGAGACCAACUGAUGUACCUGAUCAGGGAUUACUCUGUGAUUUGCUUUGGUCUGAUCCAGACAAGGACACUAUGGGUUGGGGAGAAAAUGAUCGUGGUGUUUCAUUUACAUUCGGUGCCGAAGUGGUUGCCAAAUUUCUCCAUAAACAUGAUUUUGAUCUUAUAUGUCGUGCUCAUCAGGUAGUUGAGGAUGGUUAUGAAUUCUUUGCUAAACGACAAUUGGUGACAUUAUUCUCGGCGCCAAAUUAUUGUGGUGAAUUUGAUAAUGCAGGUGCCAUGAUGUCUGUAGAUGAAACGCUAAUGUGUAGCUUUCAAAUAUUGAAGCCAGCAGACAAGAGGAAGUUUACAUAUGGAGGCUUAAAUGCUGGACGACCGGUAACACCGCCACGAGGUCCAAACAAUAAAAAUAAAAAGAAGUGAAACCUCCUAGAAUUGCUUCGAACGCGACAUUUAGGAUCUUAAGACCUCUUCCCCCCCUCACCCAAAAAAAAACUCAACAUUCACAAAGACUGUAAUAAAGUCUUUGUAUGAAAAAAAAAGAAAAAAAAAAUUGAGUAAUUAUUACGGAUACAUCAUAAACUAUCUGCGGAGCCAUCCACAAAAGCAAUGAUCACAAAUUUAUCGCGCUAUAGAAGAGUUUCCGGAGGAUCAUUGUUUUUCGAAUGAAUUUCACGAAAUAAGGAUGAUUCAAUGAAAAAAAAAAAAUAAUAAUAAUACUGUCCCUAGUAGGAGCGAGUAGGUGGCCUUCAGAAAAGUACAAUGCAAAAAAAAAAGAAACUACGUAAAUAAAAUCUGAGGUGACUCCAUUGUAGUGUUAUAUAUGUUUUAUAUAUGACAGCGGGAGUUCUCAAAUUGGAAGGAAAAGAAAAUCUAAUGACAAAUUUAAUGAGCGUCGACGUCGAAAGCAUCUUUGUCCAUCGUAGAAAACAAAAAUGGUACAUAAUUUUGAUUAUAUUUUCUUUAAAUUUUUAUAUUUAUAAAUAAUGUUAAAUGAUGAAUGACGUGGUGAAAUUGAUAAAAUAUUAAAAAGACAAUUUCUCCUCGUUAUUCUAAUUGAUCCCACAUAUAUUGUCGGAUCUUUGUUAAUUGUUUUUUUUUUUUUAUUAUUAUUUUUCUUUCUUUUUUUUUAUAAAUCAUUGUUACAAAACUGAAAUUCACCUACCCGGCUGUCGUUAUCUUCUAAGGGGAUUGUCUUAGAAUCACGUCUAGCCCUGAAUUUAUUGUUUAUUUACGCACAAAGAUGAAAUGUGAUCAUAUUUUCAAAUAUUGGACAAAUUUAUGCAAAUGACCUUUUUUUCAAUUUUAUUGAAAAAAAAAUAAACAUCUUUAUCGUAGGAGUAUCGAUCGACUCUCGAAUUUACUGCCUAGAGAACUUAAUUUACUGGACAAUAAGAAUAAAAUAAAAAAAAAAGAAAAAGAAAAUCGACUUUAGAUUUGAGAUUAUCUAGGACAGUCAAGUUUCUCCGGAUACAUCUUCUGAAUCAUAUUUAGAACUUCUAUUAUUGAAGUAGAUAUAUCUACUCGAGGAAAAUUCAAACAUCCAUUUAUCAAUUAUUAUUAUUAUUAUUAUAUUCUUUAAUUAAAGGAUAUACAAAAAAUAAAUAAAAUUCGAGUUUCUUCAGGAGAUUAUCGUUAAUGCGUGAAAAAAAAAAAUUAUUAUUACAAUCCGUACCGAAAAAAAAAAGAAAAUCUAUCGCAAAGGGAAGGAGAAAUAAAUCUUAACGUCCAUCGGUGACACUUUGUCGUCGUUUUAUUCUGUCGUGAGAAAUCAUCGAGCUACAUUGAAAAUCGCGAAUUCUUGAGACAAAUAUAAACAUUGUUCGUAUCUAUAUAAUAUUGCGGAAUUGCAUUGACAAAAUGAAUUCAAAGUCUCUUAGGGGAAAAAAAAAAAAUAAAAAGCUCUUAUUUUACUCAGGGCAGAAGUCAAAAACGUCGUCCUGUGUUUAACAAUUAUUCAUCAGUAUCAUCUGAAAGAUCAUUAUCAUUAUCGGCUUCCACUUCGCAGGUUAAAUUACUGUUAUCGUGACCAUUGUAAAUUUUAAUUUGAUUUUUCGUUUUUUUUUUUUUUUAAAUCCUUUCUCCCCUUAAAUGCACACCUUAUCCCCCCCCUUCCCCUUUAGCACCAGUUGUACCGAAAAAAAAAAAAUUUCACUCUACUGACACUAUCGUGAAACGAUACAGCAAAUCCGCGAACUCCUCUCACGCACACAUCAUUGUACAUUCAUUUUUUUAUGAAUAAUAAAGAUCACCAAAAAAAAAAAGAAAAAAAA